This is a messenger RNA of Manis javanica (Malayan pangolin), 3805 nucleotides long. Lineage: Eukaryota; Metazoa; Chordata; Mammalia; Pholidota; Manidae. The record is from RefSeq and is a predicted model, not a curated record.
GCCCCUUUGGUCAUGUGACGGCCAGGGGCCCCUCCGGGGCGGAAGCCGGGUCCGAGCGGCAGAAGAUCCGGGGCUGGGGAAAAAAGGGGACCCUUGCGAAGACUGAAGGGUGAGAACGGGGCGCCCACUCUGCGCGUGAUCGCCGGCCCUGCGCGUGCACCCUGGCGUGGCCCGGGUGACAGGUUCUUUAAUGGAGCAUCCACUCUAUCAACAGACCUGGUUUCCUUUAAUGAUUCACAGACCCCAGCUCUGAAGCCAAUUAAACGUCACCUACCUCUGGCUGGGCCCGGAGUGGCUGGCUAUCCUCAUGAUGGUGGACUUUUUAGCUGAGAACAACCUGUGUGGCCAAGCUAUCCUAAGGAUUGUUUCUUGUGGCAAUGCCAUUAUUGCUGAGCUGUUGAGGCUCUCCGAGUUUAUUCCUGCUGUAUUCAGGUUGAAAGACCGAGCUGAUCAACAGAAAUAUGGCGAUAUCAUAUUUGAUUUCAGCUAUUUUAAGGGUCCAGAAUUAUGGGAAAGCAAACUGGAAGCUAAGCCAGAGCUACAGGAUUUAGACGAAGAAUUUCGUGAAAACAACAUAGAAAUUGUGACCAGAUUUUAUUUAGCAUUUCAAAGUGUGCAUAAAUAUAUUGUAGACUUAAACAGAUAUCUAGAUGAUCUCAAUGAAGGUAUUUAUAUUCAGCAAACCUUAGAAACUGUGCUUCUCAAUGAAGAUGGAAAACAGCUUCUGUGUGAAGCGCUGUACUUAUACGGAGUUAUGCUGCUGGUCAUCGACCAAAAGAUGGAAGGAGAAGUCAGAGAGAGAAUGCUGGUUUCUUACUAUCGAUACAGAUGUUGUAACAGCUCCCUCCUCCGGGUGAUCCAGGUCUCGGCGUAUCCUUUGCCUGAGCAUCGCAGCACGGCCAUGCUGUAUGUGAUUCUCUACUUUGAACCUUCCAUCCUUCACACCCAUCAAGCAAAAGUGAGGGAGAUAGUGGAUAAAUACUUUCCAGAUAAUUGGGUAAUUAGUAUUUACAUGGGGAUCACAGUGAAUCUAGCAGAUGCUUGGGAACCUUACAAAGCUGCAAAAACUGCUUUAAACAAUACUCUAGACCUUUCAAAUGUCAGAGAACAGGCAAGCAGAUAUGCAACUGUCAGUGAAAGAGUACAUGCUCAAGUGCAACAAUUUCUGAAAGGUUAUUUGAGGGAGGAGAUGGUUCUGGACAAUAUCCCAAGGCUUCUGAACUGCCUGAGAGACUGCAACGUGGCCAUCCAGUGGCUAAUGCUGCAUACAGCUGACUCAGCCUGUAACCCAAACAAUAAACAUCUUCGUCAAAUCAAGGACCAGAUUCUAGACUCUAGGUACAAUCCCAAGAUCCUCUUUUAGUUGCUGUUGGAUACUGCACAAUUUGAGUUUAUACUUAAGGAGAUGUUCAAGCAAAUGCUCUCAGAAAAGCAAGCCAAAUGGGAGCAUUACAAGAAGGAGGGCUCAGAGCGGAUGAUGGAGCUUGCUGAUGUCUUUUCAGGAGUGAAACCCCUAACCAGGGUGGAGAAAAAUGAAAAUCUUCAAGCUUGGUUCAGAGAGAUCUCAAAACAAAUACUGUCUUUAAAUUACGAUGAUUCUACUGCUGCAGGCAGAAAAACUGUGCAACUGAUAGAAGCUUUGGAGGAGGUUCAAGAAUUUCACCAGUUGGAAUCAAAUCUGCAAGUAUGUCAGUUCCUUGCUGAUCCUCGCAAGUUUCCCCACCAAAUGAUUUGAACCAUUAACAUUAAAGAGGAGGUCCUCAUCACAAUGCAGAUUGUUGGGGACCUUUCUUUUGCUUGGCAAUUAAUUGACAGUUUCACAUCUAUCACGCAAGAGAGUGUAAGGGUAAACCCAUCCAUGGUUACUAAACUCAGAGCUGCAUUCCCAAAGCUUGCCUCUGCCCUUGAUCUUCCCCUUCUUCGUAUUAAUCAAGCAAAUAGCCCUGACCUCCUCAGUGUGUCGCAGUAUUAUUCUGGAGAACUGGUGACCUAUGUGAGAAAGGUUUUGCAGAUCAUUCCAGAAAGCAUGUUUACUUCUCUUCUAAAGAUCAUAAAGCUUCAGACUCAUGAUAUCAUUGAAGUGCCGACCCGCCUGGACAAAGACAAGCUAAGGGACUAUGCUCAGCUUGGCCCACGAUACGAAGUGGCGUUUGCCAAACUUACUCAUGCUAUUUCCAUUUUCACUGAAGGCAUCUUAAUGAUGAAAACGACUUUGUUGGGCAUCAUCAAGGUGGAUCCAAAGCAGUUGCUAGAAGAUGGAAUAAGGAAGGAGCUAGUUAAAUGUGGUUUUGCUCUUCAUAGGGGCUUGAUAUUCAACCCUCGAGCCAAGCCAAGUGAAUUGAUGCCCAAGCUGAAAGAGUUGGGAGCUACCAUGGAUGGAUUCCAUCGUUCUUUUGAAUACAUACAGGACUAUGUUAACAUCUAUGGUCUGAAAAUCUGGCAGGAAGAAGUAUCUCGUAUUAUAAAUUAUAAUGUGGAACAAGAGUGUAAUAACUUCUUAAGAACAAAGAUUCAAGACUGGCAAAGUGUGUACCAGUCCACUCACAUUCCGAUAUCAAAGUUUACACCUGUGGAUGAGUCUGUCACAUUUAUUGGUUGGCUCUGCAGAGAAAUCUUGCAGAUCACAGACCCAAAAAUGACAUGUCACAUUGACCAGCUGAACACUUGGUAUGAUAUGAAAACUCAUCAAGAAGUGACCAGCAGCUGCCUCUUCUCAGAAAUCCAGACCACGCUGGGGACUUUCAGUCUGAAUGGAUUAGAGAGGCUUCUGUGCUUUAUGAUUGUCAAAGAAUUACAGAAUUUCCUCAGUAUGUUUCAGAAAAUCAUCCUAAGAGACAGAACUGUGCAGGAUACUUUAAAAGCCCUCAUGACUGCUGUCAUCCCCCUAAAAAGCAUUGUAGCAAAUUCAAAUAAAAUUUAUUUUUCUGCCAUUGCCAAAACACAGAAGAUCUGGACAUCUUAUCUUGAGGCUAUAAUGAAGACUGGAAUGGUCUGCCGGAAGCCUGCCGACCCCGUGGAUUGGCCGCCGCUUGUUCUGGGACUGCUCACCCUGCUGAAGCAGUUUCAUUCCCGGUACACAGAACAGUUCCUGGCGCUGAUCGGCCAGUUUAUCCGCUCCACAGUGGAGCAGUGUACAAGGUACAGACGGCCAACCAGGAGUAAAUGGAUGGGCUGUAAACCUUGCAUGCCAGGUUUCUCUUACCAUCUUGCUAGUGGAUGUGGUUGGCUGCUUACUCUGUAAGGCAAGUCAGGGCACAUCUCCUUGUCUGGAGCAAUUAAAGGUGUGCCAUCCUUAGUCACCCGUGGGAGGAGCCUCUAGAGUAGAUUUCGGAGAAUGAGUCCUGACCAUGAUUAGCGAGCUCCGCAGGGCAGAAGGCGCAGGCUUGUUCCUCUGCCGUCCUGGAUGCCGCGUUCAGACCUCUGAGCCCGUGGGCUCCGGCUGCGCCACUGCCAAGGGAGGGCGCCGCACGCUUCCGUGGGAGUCCGGGAGCGCGUCAGUGUCAGACUGGGCACAGCCCCAGUUCUGGUGUGUAAUGUAACAAAUCACACAGAGGUUUCCACAUGAUACAAAGCUUGUAAGCCUUUAAUUCUCCCCUCCUCCUCACCAUGUGGCUUUUCUGGGACAGAAAAAAAAAUGUAUUUACAUGAGGCGAUGGGUCCUGAGCCUCCUUCUCUUUUACCCUGAAGGGUUAACCCAGCUAAGUAGAUUUUCCUGUUGUGUUACAUAUUCAAAAUGUGGAAGAUUACCACUUGGUCAUUUUUGUCAAUAUAACUUAAAGACACUGCUAAUCAGACAUGACUUCAG